UCAAGAACCCUAAGAACCAUCCUAGGGUUUUUGGUCAGGGCGGCGGCUUAGCGAUGGUGAAGGGAAACAAUGUCAUUCCCAAUCAGCAUUUCAAGAAGGAUUGGGAGAAGCUGGUGAGGACAUGGUUCAAUCAGCCGGCGCGCAAGGUCCGCAGAAGAAAGGCCCGGUCGAUCAAGGCUGCCAAGAUCUUCCCUCGCCCGCCAUCCGGCCCUCUGCGCCCGGUGGUCCACUGCCCGACCGUCAAGUACAACAGCAAGGUAAAAUACGGCCGAGGGUUCUCGCUGGAGGAGCUCAAGGAAGCUGGGAUCUCCAAGAAUCUCGCUCGCACGAUUGGAAUCGCCCUGGAUCACAGGAGGAAGAACCGGAGCCUCGAGAGCUUGCAGACGAAUGUCCAGCGAUUGAACACGUACAAGACGAAGCUCAUCGUCUUCCCACGCAAAGCUAAGAAAACAAAGAUGGGCGAUUCGCAACCCGAGGUUCUGAGCACCGCGACGCAGUUCCAAGGGCCAGUGCUGCCAAUUGUUCCAAAGAAACCCGAGGUCGGCAUUGUCACAGUGACCGACGAGAUGAAGGCCGUGAAAGCUUAUCAGAAGCUCCGGAUCGAGCAGACCAACAAGCGUCUCGUUGGAAUCCGCGCGAAGAAGGCUGCCGAGGCCGAGAAGGAAGAAGGGAAGAAGUAAACAAACCAGAGCUAUCCAUCAAAAAUGGUUUUUUUGUUGUCUCAAAGUAAUCGACCUCGUACGACUUUUUUCAUUGUUAAAA
Molecule: messenger RNA, 762 nt
Organism: Selaginella moellendorffii
Lineage: Eukaryota; Viridiplantae; Streptophyta; Lycopodiopsida; Selaginellales; Selaginellaceae
Product: 60S ribosomal protein L13-1
Exons: 4
Coding region: 54-680 (208 amino acids)
Biological process (GO): translation
Cellular component (GO): cytosolic large ribosomal subunit; ribosome
Molecular function (GO): structural constituent of ribosome; RNA binding
Source: RefSeq, a predicted model, not a curated record